AUGUUUGAUAGUUUCAAUUUUCGAAAAGGUAAUGAACCCUAUAUGGGUAUCGAUUCAAUGAAAUUCCGCUGUUAUUCAUCAAACGAAAUAAAGAAAUUAAGCGUUUUACGAAUUUCACAGACUCAAACUUUCGAUAAGAUUGGAUAUCCAAUUCGUGAUGGCCUAUAUGAUCCUCGCCUUGGGCCGAGAGAAGUUUAUGACGAGUGUGAAACAUGCCAUCUUUCUGGACUGCAUUGUCCUGGUCAUCUUGGUCAUAUACAGCUGCAUCUUCCUGUUUUUAAUCCUUUAUUUUUCAAUUUCACUUAUUCGAUUUUGAAAGGUACAUGUGUUCGAUGCCAUAGAUUAACUUGUGACUCAAAUAGUUUACCAGCAAAAUUGCUUCUUGCACAGUUACGUGCUAUUGAAUUAGGAAUGGCUUCGAUUGUUGAGGACUUAGGAGUUUUUAUUAGGAAUCGCUUCCUUGACAGUGGCGAUUAUGAACAGCGAAAUGAAAAUAUUGAUGUCCGCAGAGAAGUGAAGGCUUUUUUAAAAGAAUUUAACUUGAAAUACUAUUCAAAAUCUUUAAAUUCAUCUAAUCAUCCUGUUAAAAAUGCAGUGGAAAUGAAACGAAAUCUUAUUGUGAAUUUCUGCAAGGAAAAUCUGUUCAAACAUCGUCAACGAUGUAAGUUUUGUUUGAAAUACAAUGGAGUAAUUCGAAACGAUGGCUAUCGUGCGUUUAUUCUUGAUUUCAAUGCCAUUGGUGUAAAGGAAAAAAUCAGUUCGCAACCAAAAAUUUCCUCCGAUAAUUUUGAAGAAGAAAAUGUGAAAAAUGCCGAAGUUCCUGAAAAAAAAAAGUUUUUGGAAUCAGAUUGCGAAAAAUUAGCUCACAUUUCUCAAGUAACUUCAGUCGAAGAAGCUUUAAAGCUGCAAUUGCAAUCUGUAUCAGAUGGUUUAUGCGAUAAAUUAGCAUGGAGAGCAUUAGAAGUUCAAGAGCAUUUCAGAAUUUUAUGGAAAUACGAUGGGAAAUUUUUAAAAAAAGUUUUUCCAUUGUUCAACGAUAGUGAUGCUACUAAUGAACAUCCAGUGGAUAUACUAUUUUCUGAUGUAAUAUUAGUCCCUCCAUCAAAAUUUCGACCAAUGGCGUAUUUUAAAGGUACAGUAAUGGAACAUCCACAAACAAUAAACUUUCAGCGGUUGUUGGAAGCUAAUGAAAAAGUUGUCGCAAUUAAAAUGAUCAUAUCUGGCGCACGACCAGCCAAUGAAUUAGAAAUGAUAUCUAGCAAAAUUCUUGGAAAGACUGUUCAUGCUAAAAUGCAUUAUGCCUAUCUUGCUUUACAAGAACGAAUGAAUGCUAUAUUUGAUCAGAAUUUAGACAGAACUAAUGAACCUCGGCAACUUCCUGGUCUCAAGCAAAUUUUAGAAAAAAAAGAGGGUUUAUUUCGAAUGAACAUGAUGGGAAAGCGAGUAAAUUUUGCAUGCCGUUCUGUGAUUACUCCUGAUCCAUAUCUUGACGUUGAUGAAAUUGGUAUUCCUGAGUUAUUUGCCAAAAAGCUCACAUUCACCGAAUUCUCUAAUGCAUAUAAUUUAAUUCAAUUGCGGAAAAUGAUUAAAAAUGGGCCAGACAAAUAUCCUGGCGCAAAUUAUAUACAACGAUCCGGUGCACCAAAGCAUUUGUUGAUAAAGGAAAAGACAGAUGAGAGGUAUGGUGAUGCUAAGCGAUUGCAGCCUGCUGAUUCUUCUCGUCUUCCGUAUCCAACACAGGUUUUCAGACAUUUAACUAAUAAUGACUUUAUGUUGAUGAAUCGUCAGCCUUCAUUACAUAAGCCAUCAAUCAUGGGGCAUAAAGUGCGUGUACUUAAAGGUCAGCGCGUUCUUAGGCUCAAUUAUGCUCCUUGUAAAUCAUAUAACGCUGAUUUCGAUGGUGAUGAAAUGAAUGGGCAUUUUGUGCAGGAUCGAAUAGCUCAAGCAGAAAUUGCUGAAAUCGCCAAUGUCGGUUCCAAUUUUCUCGUUCCCAAGGAUGGUACUCCUCUGCUUGGAUUAAUUCAAGAUCAUAUUAUAUCUGGUGUAUUAUUAUCAGUGCGUGGUCGGUUUUUUACGAAAGAAGAUUUUAUGCAUCUUUUAUUGUCAGCCUUUUCAAAAACAGAUAAACGUUUGAUUAUGCCACAUCCAUGUAUAAUCAAACCCCGGAUGUUGUGGAGUGGGAAACAGAUAAUUACUGGUAUAUUACUAAAUAAUAUACCAGCUGAUAAACCAUUGAUAAAUUUAACUAGUGCGGCUAAGAUUCCCCUUAAAUGUUGGCAAGUUGAAGGCUAUCGCUUGCCUGAACUAAAUAUGAGUGAAUCCCAAGUUGUAUUCAGACAAGCAGAACUCUUAGUUGGUGUUCUGGAUAAGCAACAUUAUGGGAGCACACAGCACGGUUUAAUACAUUGUUGCUGUGAAUUAUAUGGGCACAAAAUCGCAAUGAAUAUAUUGAGUUGUUUUUCUCGUUUAUUCACGACAUACUUGCAGUUGAAUGGUUUCACGCUAGGCGUAGCAGAUAUACUUAUUAGAAAAGAUGCUGAUAAAAAAAGGAGAAAAAUAAUAAAGGAUUUGCGCAAGUGCGGUAAUGAAGUGGUUAAAGAUUGUUUUAAUUUGGAUGAGAAUGCAUCUGAAUUUGAAAUAAAGCAACUUUUAGCGAGUAUAUUUUGUAAUCCCCAUGGUGAUACCGAAAGUGUUCAGUUACUGGAUUAUAAAAUGAAGGAAAAACUUAGUAAAUUCACGCAAAAAAUUAAUAAUGCUUGCAUUCCUUCUGGAUUGUUGUAUUCAUUUCCCAGAAAUGCCUUGCAGCUGAUGAUUCUUUCAGGAGCUAAGGGAACAUUGGUGAAUGCAAUCCAGAUAAGUUGUGGAUUAGGACAGAUUGAAUUAGAAGGACAACGGCCACCAGUAACUAUCGCUGGUCGCAGCUUACCAUCGUUUAAGAUCUUUGAUACGUCACCACGUGCUGGUGGAUUUGUGGAUCAGCGCUUUUUAACUGGUAUUAGUCCACAAGAACUUUUCUUUCAUACUAUGGCGGGAAGAGAGGGUUUAAUUGACACAGCAGUUAAGACAUCACGUUCAGGCUAUUUGCAGCGAUGUAUUGUUAAGCAUUUGGAAGGACUUGUUUUACAAUAUGAUUCAACAGUUCGGGACCAUGAUGGUAGUGUUAUUCAGUUUAUGUAUGGUGAAGAUGGAAUGGAUGUUUGUCGAUCUAGUUUCAUCCAUCCCAGUCAAUUCGAUUUUUUUUACGAUAAUCUAAAAGCUCUUCGUGCGAAUGUGGUGCCGCUAAAGGCAGAAAAUAGCAAAGGGAAUUUUGCUAAAUUUGAAGAAUUAUAUAAAAAAGUAAAAAAAUGGCGCAAUAAAAGCAACAAAAAUUUAUCAAAGUUAUACACUAGUGGAUUUACCGAGUUUUCGAAAGUCUAUGGUGGCGUAACAAAGGAAAAACUUAUGGAAAUGUGGUACCAUCUAAGCGCGGAGGAAAAACUGCAGUAUCAAAAGAAAGCUGCUAAGGGACGCCGUAAAUUGAUUGGUGAGAAACUUAACACUUCUGCGUCACUUAAUGAAAAAAUAUUGGAUGAUUUAAGUAUUUAUAUCGAUAAAAAAAAAUUGAUUAACCCUGAUUACCCAUGGGAUGCUUUACAGAAAGCAAUGUACUGGAAAGCUUUACGUUGCCAGGUUGAUCCUGGCGAAAAUGUUGGAAUGUUAGCUGCACAAUCUAUUGGAGAACCAUCCACCCAAAUGACAUUGAAUACUUUUCAUUUUGCUGGUCGUGGUGAAAUGAAUGUAACCCUUGGAAUUCCUAGGCUUCGUGAAAUUUUAAUGACGGCUGGACAAUCCAUCAAAACUCCAAAUGCUGAGAUUAGAGUCAAGCCAGGAAUUUCUAAAGAACAACUGGAAUAUGUAGAAAAUGAACUUAAUCGAAUUUAUUUAAAACGGGUGAUAGAAAAUUUUGUUAUUGAUGAAAAAAUUAGUAUUGGACCCAGCAAUUGCUGGAGAACGUACGAUCUCACAAUAAAAAUUUUACGUUCGAAAUCAAGAGAUGAAGGUUCAAAGCACAUUUCUUGCCGGCAAAUACUUGGCGAAAUUGAACGGAGAUUCGUAAAAAGUAUCGCUAAACGAAUUGGCGACAAAUUCCGGCAAAUUAUGGAAUAUCAAGCCGUUGUGCAUAGAAAAUUCAAAUUUGCUGCAGCUGGGGAUGAAUUUGUUGCACGAGCUCGUCAACAUAAUCAAGCUGAUGGACUUAGCAGUGAUGAGGAAGCAGAUGUUGGAGCUGACGCAGAUGCAGCUGAAUCGCGACUUAAACAAAGACAUCUUGAUGAUGCUGCUGAAUAUGAAGGUGAAGAUGAAGAAAAAGAAGUUAUUGCUCCAGAAACUCGAUUUAUGGAUAAUUUAGCCGAAGUUUCCGAUGAUAAUGAAUAUGAAAAUGAACAGAAUCAGCAUGAAGAAAAUGAUCAUUUAAAGUCGAAGUUAACUAGCAGAGAAUUUGAAAAAUCGCGAAUUCAGGCAGUUUUAUGUUCUUCACCUAUGGUUAAAGAUUACAAAUUCGAUAGUAAACAUAAUCGCUGGUGCACUAUCACUUUCCAGGUGAAUUUGAAUCCCAAAACGCGAUUAGAUAUAUCAACUUUGGUUGAAUAUGAAAUAGAAAACUUUUUGGUCUCUGAAACUCAAGGCAUUGAAAAGUGCUUUAUUAAAGAGGAUAACGUCAAUGGUCAAGAACGUCUUGUUCUCGUUACGCAGGGCAUAAAUAUUCAGUCAUUACUAAAGUUUUCUGAUGUGUUGGAUAUGAAUUCAUUUUAUUGCAAUGAUUUGAAUAUAAUUCUAAACAGCUACGGUAUAGAAGCUUGUGCGAGAUCACUUGUAAAAGAAAUUACCAAUGUUUUCGCUCCAUAUGGUAUCAGUGUCAAUCAACGACAUUUAACUCUCACAGCCGAUUAUAUGACGUUUACUGGGAAAAUUGAACCUUUUAGUAGAUUAGCAAUGGGUAAUAGUGCGUCACCACUGCAAAAAAUGACAUUUGAAACCACAUCCACUUUUAUGCGUGAGGCUGUCAUUAACGGUGAUAUCGAUCGUUUAUCGUCACCUUCUUCACGAAUUAUUGUUGGAAGGCAUAUAAAAGGUGGUACAGGUGCUUUUGAUCUUCUCAUUUCUGGUAAAUAUUGUCUGAAAAGCUCAGCAAAAAAUGAUAUUUCUGCUUUUUGA
Dracunculus medinensis (Guinea worm) is the source of this 5193-nucleotide messenger RNA. The record is from the annotation of a GenBank genome assembly. Lineage: Eukaryota; Metazoa; Nematoda; Chromadorea; Rhabditida; Dracunculidae.